GUGUGCCGCGUAACACCUGAUUAUCUUUGAUCUGGAGUUCUUACUUCCAGGGUUGAGAGUUGGAUAUUAGUCUGCGCUAGACAAGCCUCCGAAUUUAAUCCUUCUCUCUCUACUCACAAAAAUCGCUUUUCUUUGGUUUAUCUAUCGCUUUUUGGAUUGUUUCUCUUACUCUUCUUUUGAUUUUCCCGGUAUAUCGGGGAUAAUUUGGGGAAAGUAGGAAAGAGUGCUUCCAAAUUUUACAUAGAUCUGGGAACUUCGGAUUUUCUCUUGGAGAUAAGUUAUGCAGAGGAGGUAUCCGGAGAGGACGAACUCCAUGAGGGAGAAAAGGAGCUUGGAGGGCGGAGAAGAUGAGCUGCCAGAGCGAAAGCGACCAGCUCUAGCUAGUGUCAUUGUAGAAGCCCUGAAGGUGGAUAGUUUACAAAAGCUCUGCUCAUCAUUGGAACCAAUUCUCCGUAGAGUGGUUAGUGAGGAAGUGGAACGUGCUUUGGCUAAGAUAGGUCCUGCUAGAGUUACUGGAAGGUCUUCUCCUAAAAGGAUUGAAGGUCCUGAUGGAAGAAACUUGCAACUGCACUUUAGGACUAGAUUGUCUCUUCCCUUAUUCACUGGAGGGAAAGUGGAAGGUGAACAGGGUGCAACAAUCCAUGUCGUUCUGGUUGAUGCCAACACAGGCCAAUUAGUAACGUCUGGUCAGGAAGCCUUGUCUAAAUUGGACAUUGUGGUACUUGAAGGUGAUUUUAACAAUGAAGAUGAUGAAGAUUGGACGGAGGAAGAAUUUGAAAGCCAUGUGGUUAAAGAGCGUGAAGGUAAGAGGCCUCUGUUGACUGGUGACUUGCAGGUUACCCUCAAGGAAGGUGUUGGAACACUAGGGGAUCUGACCUUCACUGAUAAUUCAAGUUGGAUUAGGAGCAGAAAGUUCAGACUUGGAUUAAAGGUGGCUUCAGGAUUUUGUGAAGGUGUACGUAUUCGUGAAGCCAAAACUGAAGCUUUUACAGUUAAAGAUCACCGAGGAGAACUGUAUAAAAAACAUUACCCACCUGCAUUAAAUGAUGAGGUGUGGAGAUUGGAGAAGAUUGGAAAGGAUGGUUCAUUUCACAAGCGGCUAAACAAAAAUCAAAUAUUCUCAGUUGAAGAUUUUCUCCGAAUGGUGGUUCGAGAUUCUCAAAAGCUACGGAGCAUCCUUGGAAGUGGUAUGUCAAAUAAGAUGUGGGAUGCUCUCCUGGAACAUGCUAAGACCUGUGUCCUGGGCGGGAAGCUGUAUAUUUAUUAUCCAGAGGAAACAAGAAAUGUUGGUGUUGUUUUUAACAAUAUCUAUGAGCUCAAUGGACUGAUUACAGGGGAACAAUACUUUUCUGCUGAUUCUCUGUCUGAUAGCCAGAAGGUUUAUGUAGAUACACUAGUGAACAAAGCAUAUGAAAAUUGGAAUCAAGUUGUAGAGUACGAUGGCAAGUCACUUUUGAGCUCUAAGCAGUCUAAGAAGUCGAAUGCAUCCCGAAAUGACCUUCAAGGCGGUCACCUUGAUCUUUCUAAUACUCUAGAUCAUGGGUCAAUCCCCCGCAUGCCAUUGUCAGUUCAGCCUCAGCAGCCUGUAAUGGAUUCAGGACUCUCGGUUGCAGGGUAUGAUGAUAAUGCCGCAAGAUAUUCAACCCAGCCUCAGUUUGUGAAUUCAACUUCUCGACCACAGUUUGACAACUCUCAAUAUACUUCUAAUGAGUUGAUUGGCAAUUCUAACCAAGUUCAUAUCUCAAGAAAUGACAGUAAUGCUUUUGGUUUGGCUCUUGCUCCUCCGCAAGCAUCAUCUUCAGGGUUCCAGAUGCUUGGUUCUUCUAUUCAGGAAACUAAUCUGAAUCCAUUUGAAUGGUCGAACAAUAGAGACAAGGGAGCUGACGACUUCUUUUCAGAGGACGAGAUUCGUAUGAGAAGUCAUGAACUGCUUGAAAAUGAAGAUAUGCAACAUUUGCUGCGAAUGUUUAGCAUGGGAGGGCAUGCAUCUGGUAACGUCAAUGAUGAGGGUUUUUCAUUCCCAUCAUUCAUGCCUUCACCAAUGCCAAAUUUCGACGAUCGCAGCCGUUCUGGAAAAGCUGUGGUGGGUUGGCUGAAGAUCAAAGCUGCAAUGAGGUGGGGCUUUUUCAUCAGGAAGAAAGCAGCUGAGAGACGCGCACAGCUUGUCGAGCUAGAUGAGGAAUAGAAGUCGGUUAGUCGGUGAUUUUCAGCCUGUUAUUUGAGCUUCCUCCUCAUUCACUGCAUCAUCAUUCUGUAGAUCUUGGAAUUCAUCACGUGACACAAUUCAUGCUCUUUAACACUCGCUGGAUCAACUCAAAAGGAUGUCUUUUGUAUCUGUAUAACAUAUUAACAGUGGAAGCUACUUUUGUACAGAUUCCUGUACAGUGACUCGUUUCUGUUUGCUAGUGACUUUAUUUAAGAUGUUUUCCUGUCACCAUUCUACCUUUGGUAGGCCAAGAAUAUGAAUGGGUUGGCCGGUGACAGGGUAAAUUUCUUAUUUCAUAUACCCUUUCUUAAUGUGGUUUGAUUGAUUAGGAUCAAGGAUUCCCAACACUUUUUUGUUGCUUUGAAAAGUUUCCCAUUACUGUACGAAAGAUGGUUCGGUGGCUAAUGAAUAAUCCUUGUUAUUUUUAGUU
This is a messenger RNA of Cucurbita maxima (winter squash), 2636 nucleotides long. RefSeq names its product calmodulin-binding protein 60 B-like. NCBI's taxonomy places the organism in Eukaryota, Viridiplantae, Streptophyta, Magnoliopsida, Cucurbitales, Cucurbitaceae. Gene Ontology annotation, biological process: regulation of salicylic acid biosynthetic process. Gene Ontology annotation, cellular component: nucleus. Gene Ontology annotation, molecular function: DNA-binding transcription factor activity; calmodulin binding; sequence-specific DNA binding. The coding region runs from base 281 to 2185 and encodes 634 amino acids. The record is from RefSeq and is a predicted model, not a curated record. The transcript has 9 exons.